UGUGAGAAAGAAACAUAUACACGGAGGAAUGUGCGUUCGUAGUUUCGUACUAAUUGUAUCAAAUAUAUGUAAUGUACUAACUUAUAUUUAGAACGGUUAAUCCUUUUAUCUUGCUAUUUGGACUAUACUUUUAGUUAUCAGAUAUUAAUAGCUUUAUAAGAAGAAAGAUAUAAAUAAGAAUUAUAGAACUUUAAGUGUUAUUGUAACACGAAAAUUAUAGUUUUUGUAAAAAUGUCAAAUAUUUAAAAUAUUAUUGAAAAUGGUUAAACGAAAAAGUUUAAACAAACUUCGGUCUAGAUACAGUUCUGCUAUUUUAAAUUCCGAUACGGAUAUUUUUGGCGAUGAAUACCCAUACUGGUGGAAAAAGUUGGAAGAUACCUCGUUAGCGCAACUAUCAACUGAUUCGAAAAUUUUAAAUGAAACUAGUCGUCAUUUAGACUCUAAUUCACAAAUAGAAACAAGCCAGGUUACAGGUGAAUGGUGGAAAAUAUUAGAUGUUUCGAGUAUUCCAAAUUCUCCCAAAAUAAACAAAGAUAUCGUAGAAAAAAAUUCAGCUAACAAUGUAUUGGUGUCGGAAUCUGAAGAAGAACUUGAAAUUGCAAAAAGCAAACAUCAUUUGCGUUCAAAGACAAGAAAAAGCAAGGAUAAUAUUUUUUUGAACGUUUUAAACGAUUCUGUAACAACCAAGUCAGAUGUUAAAAAGGAAAAUAAUAAUGUAAUAACGUCGGAAUCCGAGGAAGAACCGGAAAAUGCAAAAAAAAGAUAUCCUCUGCGUUCAAAAGCGAAACAAAACAAAGAUAAUAUCUUCUUUAAUGUCUUAAAUAAUUCUACGACAACUACCUCAGAAGUUGUAAUGGAAAACAAUAAUGUAGUAACGUCGGAAUCUGAAGGUGAACCUGAAGUUGCAAAAAGGAAAUUUCUCUUGCGUUCUAAGGCAACAGAAAGCAAUCAUAAUGUUUCCUCGAAUGUCUUAAACGAUUCUGUAACAACCAAGUCAGAUGUUAAAAAGAAAAAUAAUAAUGUAGUCACGUCAGAAUCCGAGGAAGGAUCUAAAAUUGCAAAAGAGAAAAAUCUUUUGCAUUUAAGGGCAAAAAGAAGCAAAGGUAAUAUUUUAUUAAAUGUCUCAAAUGAUUCUAUGACAACUAGGUCAAAGGUUAUAAAGAAAAAUGGUAAUAUAGUAAUGUCGGCAUCUGAAGAAGAGCUUGAAAUUGCAAAAAGCAAACAUUAUUUGCGUUCAAAGGCAAGAGAAAGCAAAGAUAACAUUUUUUUGAACGUUUUAAACGAUUCUGUAACAAGCAAGUCAGACGUUAAAAACAAAAGUAAUAAUAUAAUAACGUCGGAAUCCGAGGAAGAACCGAAAGUUGCAAAAAAGAGAUAUCCUCUGCGUUCAAAGGCAAAACAAAGCAGAGAUAAUAUUUUUUUGAAUGUUUUAGACGAUUCUAUGACAACUACAUCAGAAGUUACACAGAAAAAUAAUAAUGUAGUAACGUCGGAAUCUGAAGAAGAACCUGAAAUUGCAAAAAGGAAAUUCCCCUUGCGUUCUAAGGCAAUAGAAAGCAAAGAUAAUAUUUUUUCGAAUCUAUUAAACGAUUCUGUAAGAAGUAAGUCGGGAACUAUACAUGAGACUAAUAAUGUACCAAUCCUGGAAUCCGAAGAAUCUAAAAAUGCAAAAGUAAACUAUUCUUUGCGUUCUUUGGCCACAGAAAGCAAAGAUAAUAUUGGUUCGGAUAAAUUAAACGAUUCUGUAACAACUACGCCAGGAAUUGCACAGAAGACUAACAAUAUACUAACGUUGGAAUCCGAAGAACCUAAAAUUGCAAAAGGAAAAUUUCUUUCGCGUUCUAAGGUAACAGGAAGCAAAGAUAAUAUUUUUUCAAAUGUUUUAGAUGAUUCUGCGACAACUAAGUUAAACGUUAUGCAGAGAACUGGAGAAAAAAGUUCUAAGAGUAAUUCUGCAUCAAAUAGUGAAACAGUUGCUAAUGUUGAAGAAUUAAAUAAGAUACGAGGAUAUAGUUUGAAUCACAGUCAAAAGACUGAUGAUAUUGUAAAAUUAAAGUCUAAUAUUUCAAAGAAUAAAAAUAAUGAGUUACAAAUGACAACAAACUACUUAGUUCCUGCAAUAACCGAAACAUCAGUUUCCAGCGAAACAGGGUCGAAUCGGUUCGCAUUAAAUUUUGAGGAUGAUUCUAUACAUUUUGCAUUACCAAAAGCACAGAGUACAAUACUCGAAGGUAGUAGUUUGUCUGUACAUAAUAGCAUUAAGGAAAGCAGUAACAGUGACGCAUACCAUAAAGUAUUAAAAUGGAAAUCAAAGUUGUUAACAAAUCAUAAUAAGAAUGUAAAAAAGAAUUUAUUUGAAACUGUAUUUGAAGAUCAAGAAAGUACUAUUAAAAUACGAGGAAAUGCAACAGCCGAUGGAAUAGCAGAACAUUCACAGAAAUCAUCAAAGGUCUCUGAAGCACUGCAUCUUUCUCGAUUGCCGUCUUCUCCUUCCAAAAAAGCAAUUUCGUCUCCUUCGCGACAUUCAACGGUGGUCAAAACAAACACACAUAGCGAUGAGCCAAAAGGCCAGACAAGUAUCAGGCACUUUUUGAUGUCGGAUAAAACAUUGCCGACAUCGCAAAUGUUUUGGGAUAAAGAGAAAGUAGAUGGAAUAAAACGAGAAUUAGAGAGGGUGAAGGAACGAGAAAUAGCUCGUAUGAAAAUGGAUAGGAACAAGCAAGAAGUUCAAAAGAAAUUGCCUUCGCGUGAAGGAAAAAUAAAGGAAAUUGAGAAAAAUACGAAGUCGACAUUGCAGAAGCAACGUCCUAUUAAACAAGUCCAUGAGGCUUUUUUGGUGAACGGGCGAGUAUACAGAGCUCCUCGGCUUCCCCGUCCCCAAUCCUGGAUUACCGAUCGCCUUUAUAAAUACUUGUGGAAGUGUAUGGAACCGAGAUUCAAGUUGGAAACUAGAGUGGUUUCUGAAAAAUUUAUACAUCAGUUGUCGAGUAUAACAACGUUGAUCGCCAAACGUAAAUCAUACUUGAAUUAUAAAGCUGAAUUGUACGCUUUAAUGAAAGAAAUGGCACGGCUUGAUAUUAUUCAUACUCGAAACGAUUUUUAUAAUUUUUGUCAUGAUUUCUUUCCCUAUGAGCUUCGCGUUAAAACAGUGCCAAUGUUAUUACCUGGAAACAAGAGAAAUAUACCAUACGACGCGGAUACGCUGCACAAGCCUCUUCUAGUCCCUUGAACCUUUAUUGUACAUGACGCGUUACAUUUAACGCGACUCCUACCACAGAAUGUAAAUAAAUAUAUUUUCGUUAUGUUCAAAGAAA
Molecule: messenger RNA, 3314 nt
Organism: Bombus terrestris (buff-tailed bumblebee)
Lineage: Eukaryota; Metazoa; Arthropoda; Insecta; Hymenoptera; Apidae
Exons: 3
Coding region: 260-3229 (989 amino acids)
Source: RefSeq, a predicted model, not a curated record